Molecule: messenger RNA, 682 nt
Organism: Prunus mume (Japanese apricot)
Lineage: Eukaryota; Viridiplantae; Streptophyta; Magnoliopsida; Rosales; Rosaceae
Product: pathogenesis-related protein 1-like
Cellular component (GO): extracellular region
Source: RefSeq, a predicted model, not a curated record
GAGACUGCAAACCAAUAACAUGGGGUUGUGUAAGAUGUCAUUUGCCUUGGUUUGUCUCCGUUUAGCCCUCCUCCAACCCACUCUUGCCCAAGACUCACCACAAGACUACCUCAAUGCCCACAAUGCCGCUCGAGCGGCAGUAGGUGUUCAAGCCUUAACGUGGGAUCCAAACCUAGCAGCUUAUGCACAAAGAUAUGCCAAUUCCCGUAAAGGUGAUUGCAAUCUUGUGCACUCUGGCGGGCCUUAUGGCGAAAACAUAGCGAAGAGUAGCGGUGACAUGUCCGGCACAGCUGCGGUGAACUUGUUUGUGGCAGAGAAGGCCAACUAUGACUACAACUCAAACACCUGUGCUCCUAACAAGGUGUGUGGCCAUUAUACUCAGGUUGUUUGGCGCAACUCAGCUCGUGUAGGAUGUGCCAAAGUUAGGUGCAACAAUGGAGGUACCUUCAUUGGGUGCAAUUAUGAUCCCCGAGGCAACUAUAUUGGCCAGAAGCCUUACUGAUUUAGCUAUUAGCAAACCUCUUGUGGCUAAAUGAAAGCUUACAGUACUUUAAUAAGAGUUUUCAUUUUUAAUAUAUGAGAAUAAAAUUUGGUAUUUUCUUAAAGUUUACAAUUAAGUUGUAAACUCGUCCUUAUGUUGCAUUCCAUGAAGUUUUGUGGAAAACGUCUCAUUUGUCUUCUA